Molecule: messenger RNA, 932 nt
Organism: Ziziphus jujuba (common jujube)
Lineage: Eukaryota; Viridiplantae; Streptophyta; Magnoliopsida; Rosales; Rhamnaceae
Product: protein PPLZ02
Exons: 2
Coding region: 118-687 (189 amino acids)
Biological process (GO): regulation of DNA-templated transcription
Molecular function (GO): DNA-binding transcription factor activity; DNA binding
Source: RefSeq, a predicted model, not a curated record
CUCCCCCCCAGUCCCCCCCAAAAAAACUUUCACCACCACUGCUAGAGACCUUCAUUCUCUUCCCUGGGGCAUUUUCACAAACACUUUCUAAAAGGAAAACGUUUCUUUCAUACAACAAUGGCCAGACCACAACAGCGAUUUCGAGGCGUUCGACAAAGGCACUGGGGCUCCUGGGUAUCCGAAAUUCGCCACCCAUUAUUGAAAACUAGAAUUUGGCUAGGGACUUUUGAGACCGCUGAAGAUGCAGCUAGAGCCUAUGAUGAAGCAGCCAGACUCAUGUGCGGCCCAAGGGCUCGAACCAACUUCCCUUACAACCCAAAUGCCUCUCAAUCAUCAGCCUCAAAGCUUCUCUCAGCAACUUUGACUGCUAAACUUCAUAGGUGCUACAUGGCUUCACUUCAAAUGACCAAACCAUCACCAAUUCAAGAGCCUCAAAAACCACAAACCUCAUGUGUUUCCUCUACAAAUGGCAAUGUUGGAACAUCCACAGAGAUGGGUAUGAGCUUGCCUGAGAAGAGACCAGUAGUUGCAGAGCAAGAAGCAGAGGCCAAUUGGGUUGUCAAGAAAGUUAAAGUAGAAAGCAGCCAGCAAUUCAUUAAGCCUCUUGAAGAUGAUCACAUAGAGCAGAUGAUUCAAGAGUUGAUUCAUUAUGGGUCCAUUGAGUUAUGUUCAAGCUCUGUAAUGUAGGAAAACAGGGACAACAAUCAAGACCAAGCUCUUCCCUUUUAGGCAUCCCCAUUUUUCUUCUUCUUCUUCCAAUGCCACUCAUUUUUAGCUAAUUCUUAACCCAAUUCCCUCAACCUUCUCUUUAGAUGGUGCUAAAAGUGUUAGACCCAUCUUUAAUUAGGACUACUUUCUAAGUAACCCAUUUGAUGGUGCUUUGUACAUUAGAAUGUAUGAUAUAAUUCUAUGGUUAAUGUCCUUGUUUCAAA